AUGGAAGUAAAUAUUCUCGCAUUUAUUGCUACUGCACUGUUCAUUCUAGUUCCUACUGGUUUUUUACUUAUAAUAUACGUAAAAACACCAAAAGUGGCUCUAGUCUAUGGUCAGAUGAAUGAACCACCAGGGGCUCAUAUGAGAGUUGGUUUAACUGCUCUAACUAUGGCGGAGUAUUUCCGAGAUGUUAAUGAACAAGACGUACUUCUAUUUAUUGACAAUAUCUUUGGUUUUGUCCAAGCAGAAUCCGAAGUAUCCGCCUUAUUAGGCAGAAUGCCUUCCGCUGUAGGUUAUCAACCCACUCUUAGUACUGAAAUGGGUUCUUUACAAGAAAGAAUUACUUCUACCAAAGAGGGGUCCAUAACUUCUAUUCAAGCAGUUUAUGUACCCGCGGACGAUUUGACUGAUCCAGCUCCAGCCACGACAUUUGCACAUUUAGAUGCGACUACCGUACUAUCAAGAGGAUUGGCCUCCAAAGGCAUCUAUCCAGCAGUAGAUCCUUUAGAUUCAACGUCAACUAUGCUCCAACCUCGGAUUGUUGGUGAAGAACAUUAUGAAACUGCGCAAAGAGUUAAACAAACUUUACAACGUUACAAAGAACUACAGGACAUGAUAGCUAUUCUUGGGUUGGACGAAUUAUCCGAAGAAGACCGCUUAACCGUAGCAAGAGCACGAAAAAUUGAGCGUUUCUUGUCACAACCUUUUCGCGUAGCAGAAGUAUUUAUAGGUUCCCUGGGGAAAUAUGUUGGUCUAGCAGAGACAAUUAAAGGGUUUAAAUUGAUUCUUUCUGGAGAAUUAGAUGGUCUUCCUGAACAGGCUUUUUAUUUGGUCGGUAACAUUGAUGAAGCUACUGCGAAGGCUACGAACUUAGAAAUGGAGAACAAAUUGAAAAAAUGACCUUAAAUCUUUGUGUACUGACCCCAAAUCGAAUUGUUUGGGAUUCAGAAGUGAAAGAAAUAAUUUUAUCGACUAAUAGUGGACAAAUUGGCAUAUUACCAAAUCACGCG
Cannabis sativa is the source of this 1007-nucleotide messenger RNA. Its product is annotated as ATP synthase subunit beta, chloroplastic-like. Gene Ontology annotation, cellular component: chloroplast thylakoid membrane; photosystem II. Gene Ontology annotation, molecular function: proton-transporting ATP synthase activity, rotational mechanism; ATP binding. The record is from RefSeq and is a predicted model, not a curated record. Lineage: Eukaryota; Viridiplantae; Streptophyta; Magnoliopsida; Rosales; Cannabaceae. The transcript is spliced from 2 exons. Gene Ontology annotation, biological process: photosynthesis; proton motive force-driven mitochondrial ATP synthesis; photosynthesis, light reaction. Bases 1 to 897 code for a protein of 298 amino acids.